This is a messenger RNA of Paracoccidioides brasiliensis Pb18, 573 nucleotides long. RefSeq lists its product as uncharacterized. The record is from RefSeq and is a predicted model, not a curated record. The transcript has 3 exons. Bases 1 to 573 code for a protein of 190 amino acids.
AUGGCAGACCUAAAAUCACAUCCAACGGACCCCGCCCCCGCAGACGAUCAGCAACAAACCCAAGCUCAACAGCGGGACCAGCAAGACCAACAAACCUCAAUUCCCCUAACCGAGAAGCCUACAGCACGCAUCCACCUGCCACGGGUGACGAUAAAAUAUUGCACACAGUGCAAAUGGAUGCUUCGCGCGGCAUAUUUCGCGCAAGAACUCCUUUCAACCUUCUCCACAGCGCUGGGAGAGGUAUCUUUGGUCCCCGCCACAGGGGGGGUGUUCACGGUAGCCAUCCUGCAUGAAUCCAAUGUUGAUUUCUCAACGGAGGAAACGGUGCUGUGGGACCGGAAGACGCAGGGGGGGUUUCCGGAAGUUAAACAGCUAAAAGCCCUCGUUCGCAACGUCGUUGAUCCCUCGCGGGAUCUGGGACAUAUUGACCGUGCCCUUGCAGAGCAGCGGAGCAGGGAGGGGAUUAGUGUAUCUGGUGCUGAGGAGAAAGGGGGAAGAGGGGAGUUGACGCAGACGCAAAAACAGACGGAAUCAACUACGGCUGAAGCUGGUGUUUGUGAAGAUUGUGAGUAA